AUGAAUUCCGAACGCCGCUUCGAGGACCAGUUGGAGCACCAACAGAAUGUGCCUACCAAUUCUGACCGCCAGCAUGCAAACGCAGCGUAUGGCGCUGGUGACUACAACUCAACCGUAUCUGGAGCCACCUCGGACGCCAUCAAACAUGCCCUCGGCCGUCACCAAGAUCCAAACUUCCGCCCUGACCAUACCGUAAAUGCCGAUACGACCCAGCGACCGGUAUCAAAUUCAAGAGAAGGCGGUGUUACAGGGGUUGGCGAGGGUCCUCAGAUUCUGAGUACAUCGAAACAUCUCGAGAUACUUUGUGGACCUCUGCUCAAUUACAGAUACAUGAGCGGCCAGUCGACCGACAAUCCUUCGUGGCAUGGAAGCGUCUUGAUUGUCACGACCCCUGGUCAAAGAGCCCCUCAGCUUGUCAUCCGCAGCGCUGGUGCCAUUCAACACUCACAGGAAGUCGACGGUGUGAAAUUGUACGAGGAUCCUAAGAGUGCCUUCUGGCGUUUCGACAUCCAAGUGCCAUUCCUGGCUCAAGAGUCGAAAUGGGAGUACGGUAUCCCUGGCGCCAAAUAUGUUGACUCCAAGAAGACGGGCACUCCUGGUCCCAAGUCGUUCUACAUCCCUUCGAAGACCGAGUCAAUGAGAAUCAUGUUCCACUCUUGUAACGGCUUCUCAGUCGGUACUGAUACUGAUGCGUGGUCUGGCUGCGCUCUGUGGAACGACGUCUUGCGCAUGCACGAGAAGAAGCCUUUCCACGUAAUGAUCGGCGGAGGUGAUCAGAUCUACAACGACGGUGUUAGAGUGGACGGUCCUCUGAAGCCAUGGACUGACAUCGGUUCGCCUCACAAAAGACGUCACUUCCCUUUCAACGAAGACCUGCGCGCCAAGUGCGACGAUUACUACUUUAAUAAUUACGUCCGCUGGUACGGGACUGAGCCCUUCUCUUUCGCAAACGGUCAGAUCCCUCAGCUCAACAUCUGGGAUGAUCACGACAUCAUUGACGGCUUCGGUAGCUACACUGACCAUUUCAUGAGAUGUGCCGUCUUCAGAGGUAUCGGUGGUGUAGCUCACAAGUACUACUUGCUCUUCCAGCACCAUCUUGCGCCGCCGAAGAGUACCUUUACUACUGACGCACCCCAGACCGUGCACGCCAACGAGCACGGUACAGCUUCGCCCGAUGCUGUUCAACUGAACGAUGCAUUCGUCAAGACCAGCGGCCAAGAAGAGCCGUCGUACAUCAUUGGUUCGAAGCCCGGUCCUUACGUCGAAGAGCGCAGUAGAUCCAUGUACUGUCAGCUUGGUGCACGUAUCGCCUUCGUUGGUGUUGAUGCUAGAACCGAGCGAACCAGACAUCAGAUCAACUACCCCGAGACCUACGAUCAAAUCUUCCAGCGCACUUCCGCUGAGCUUCAGGCAAACCCUGCCAUCAAGCAUUUGAUUCUACUGCUCGGUGUUCCAAUCGCGUACCCACGUCUGCAGUGGUUGGAGAACAUCCUCCAAUCGCCUCUCAUUGGCCCUCUCCGUUUCCUUAACAAGAGAUUCGGAGUAGCUGGUGGAUUCUUUAACCAAUUCGAUGGCCAAGUGGAUCUUCUCGACGAUUUGGAUGAUCACUACACAGCUCAUCAGCACAAGACUGAGCGCAGAGAGCUGAUCCAGCGUUUGCAAGACCUGGCAAAGAGACAUGGUGUUCGUGUCUCGAUCCUCGGUGGUGACGUUCAUCUCGCAGCUUUAGGUCGCUUCUACAGCAACCCCAAACUUAAUAUUCCUAUUGAGCAAGACUGGCGCUACAUGGCCAACAUCGUUUCGUCUGCCAUUACCAACAAGCCUCCUCCUUCGGCUGUCGCAAACUUGCUCGCUAGUCGCAACAAGAUCCAUCAUCUCGAUCACGACACGGAUGAAACGCUGCUCAAUCUGUUCGAUAAGGACCCUGGCCAUGAACGUGACGACAUCAAGAACAAGACAAAGGACAAGAACCACUGCACGAUGCCCAGUCGCAAUUACGCGAUCAUCGCCGAGUCGCAUAGUGGCAUCGGAUCUUCUGCCACAGCUGCUGUUGACGCCGCAACAAACGGCACCACUAAUGGUCAUGCUAAUGGUCACACCAAUGGCCACACAAAUGGUGCCUCUACCCUGACCGCAACUCGAUUCCCAGCUGGAGACAACCCUCGCAAUGCUUUGCACGCGGGCGAGCAACAGGCUGGUACUACUCACCCCGCUGCUGAGGGCCUUCAAAACACCGGUCUUGGUGGUCCCGACGGCCUUGACGUCUGCAUCAAGGUCGAGAUCUCGCCCAGCGACCGCGAGGGCCAUACUCAAGGUUAUGGUUUCUCAAUCCCUGGUCUCGAUGCUGGCGCAUACAAGAGUCAGGGCACUGCGUGGUAG
This is a messenger RNA of Aureobasidium subglaciale EXF-2481, 2379 nucleotides long. RefSeq lists its product as uncharacterized. Gene Ontology annotation, cellular component: membrane. The record is from RefSeq and is a predicted model, not a curated record. Lineage: Eukaryota; Fungi; Ascomycota; Dothideomycetes; Dothideales; Saccotheciaceae. Bases 1 to 2379 code for a protein of 792 amino acids. The transcript has a single exon.